Chrysemys picta bellii (western painted turtle) is the source of this 2530-nucleotide messenger RNA. Lineage: Eukaryota; Metazoa; Chordata; Testudines; Emydidae. The record is from RefSeq and is a predicted model, not a curated record.
CAGAGACAGACACUGGGGAGCGGUUAUGGAUUGCAUUGGCUGGUGUGUGUGAGGAUAUCAUAUGUGGUUUGCAAAUGACAUUCACCACCAUCUGCAGAGCCUGGCUCCUGUGAGCAGCGGUGGACAAAUGCCCCCUGGGGCAGAUGGGGGCUGUGAGGAGGGUGGGCUGCUCCUUUCAUUGUUCCAGGGGAAUCUAAAAUCAGACUAAUGCUGCGUUCCUUAUUCUGGUAACUUCUUGCUGACCGGUGGAAGAAAACGAGUGUCUACACUGCACAGUAAACCCAGUUCUGACCCAGGUUUGAGCCCAAACCCCUUUUUGUCCACACACAGAUCAAUCUGACUCAGGUCCGUGAGCACUCAGGACCCGGGUCCUAGGACCCUGCUGGGAUGUGGGUCUGAGUCUGUGUCCUGUUGUGGGGAGAGGGGCGGGGCAGGGCAGGCUGGCUCAAUUCUGUCUUGGUCACAACAGAACACAGUGUGGACACAGACCAAGCUGCAGACCAGUCAGAAGGUUGGUGUGGUGUGGACCAUUAGCACGGCUGGGAGACCCAAGGACAGCAGUUGUAAGCCCUGGUUUGCAGUGCAGUGUGGAUGCUCACACAUGGGCUUGGACACAGUCCCCGAGCCUGGGUCCCACAGAACUGGGUUUACAAUGCAGUGUAGACAGACCUCUAGUGAUUCAUUGGCGUCAGCCCAGGCCAGGUGGGUCGGUGGUGAUGCAAGUGGAUACCAGUGAGAGGAGAAUUCUAAUCCUGUGGCAUUUUAUACCCCACUGGGCAGGUGGCAGCGAUGGUCCAAGGUGCCGGGCAGGGGAGAAAUGGGCUCCCUGUAUGAGCACAGGAGACUCUUACCGGGGAAACGGCUGCAUUUUCUGUCUCCUGGAUCCCUGCCCUUGUAGCAUUUUAUGACACACAAUGGGACUAUGGGGCAAUUCCCAGCUGGCUGAGGUAGCCGUUACCUCCCUCCCCCAUUACCCCACGGCUCUGCUAAUACCCGAGAGGAGCUGUGAGAGGAGGGGGCUGUUUGUUUAGCUGCCUUUUAUUGAUUCACUGAUGGAGCUGUUUAUUGUCUGAGUGAAAUGACAUUUCAUUUCCACUAGGGGGCGGUGUCAUUUUGCAGCAGCUCUCCCAGAAGCCCUAUCAGAGCCACUCCCCUGACCACGCCCCUGACUUGAAAAGGUGGCAAAUUCAAAUCUUAGGAAAUACGUUUUCACACAAGGCACAGCUAACCUGUGGAACUCACUGCCACAAGAUCUCCUUGGACAAUCUUCCUUUCUGACUCCUGAUAAGUUCUUGGCGUUUAUAGUGAUAAUGGGACCAACCGUCAAUAUUACACAAUAACCUGGAGUGGGAAGGGCUCUAAGUGACAAGGCAAACCUCGAACCCAGACCCCACGGGACGGGACGCCAGUGAAAAGAAACAGAAGAAGGACGAUUCAGUGACCUGGAGUUGAUUUGGGCAGCGCCUGCUAAGGCCUGGUUGACCCUGGGGAUAAAAGCCGUGUCAAGGGAGCUUUGAAACAGUUCAUUGGAACACAGCCCAGACCCAGCCUGGCUGGUCGGGGUAUUCGGGCAAAACACACCAUCCAAUUAUAUUGGAAAGGGGUUUUCACUGCUCAUCCCACGUAGCCAAACCGCACCUGAGCUGUAAUCGAGUGAGCUGCUUUGAAACUGUCCUUACGAAGGGCUCUGCCGGCACCGCCAGACCCACUGCGAACAGGCCUCAGUUACCGCUGGCUGCAGAAAGAUGGUUCGGAUGAACAAGUCGCCCGUUUUGGACUCCAUGAGUCUUUCAGAGAGAGAGAAGAUGUUGAACGGGUUGUAUCCUGCUGAGGAGAUGAAGCCAGAUCCAGACUUGGGUUCCCAGGAAACCCCAUUGAAACACAACAGAACAACUCAUGUGUCCAUCCCCCCACAGGGUGGAGAGAGCUGCACAAUCUGCCCUACAGGUUUGCUGUCUAAAUUUAAACCAUGGGUGGCAUGUAGCUGGACAGUUCUGAGUGCGGUUCUCAAUCUCAUACUGAUCCUCGUCAUCGCCCUGCCAGCAAAGAAACCGGAGCCGUGUCCAGCUGGUGCUGCCUGCCCAGACAGUUGGAUCAAUUACCUGGGGAAGUGUUACUAUUUCUCACAGGCCGAAGGGAACUGGACCAACAGCCAGGACAACUGCUCUGCCCUCGGUGCCUCCCUGGCUGUGAUUGGCACCCAGCAGGAAAUGGAUUUCCUGAUGCGCCAUAAAGGACCCUCUGACCAUUGGAUCGGCCUCCAGAAGGAACAGGACCAACCCUGGAUGUGGACCAAUGGCACUGAAUUCAACAACUGGUUUCCAAUAGCGGGAGGAGGACCAUGUGCUUUUCUGAACAGAGGCGAUGUUUCCAGUUCAGGCUGCUCCAGGGAUGCACACUGGAUCUGCAGCAAACCAGUGGAGAAACCAGAAGGCCGAGCAAAGCGACUGUAACCUGGAUGAGUCGGGCCUUGUCCUUUCCAUGGGGCUGUCGCAAGCUGCCUCAGCGAGUGGGGAACUGGAUGGGGCUG